CUCUCGUCUCUCAAGUAGGAUGUUACGAGCUACUGUUCUCUUGGCUGUGGUGUACAGCUCCUUGGCCCACGAUAGCUUCGCCGAGAAAUAUGCCUACACGAAGGUGAUGACUAAUUGCUUUGGUGAGGAAAAAUAUUACAAUUGGACCAAAGAAGUGUUCCAGGCAGUGAAGCAAUGUUAUAACGCAGAGAUUAACUUACCAGAGAAAGACGAAUCUGGGGAAAGUUCUGAGGAAGAGAGUAAAGAAGCGUUCAGUGGGAGUCCCAUGUUCUUGCAAGUGUUCUUUUCACCCCAAGAACAAGACGGAGACCAAGACCGGAAAUUCCCCUUCAAUCUCCCCUUCAAAGCCAUUAGCCAAAGACAGAAGCGUGAAGUAAUGUAUGAUGGCCCGUUGUUGAAGAAAAUGAUAGAGAAAGUGAAAGCCAAGGUGAGCAACUUCACCUGCGUCUUGAAGAAAAUGAAAAUGGUGGAUGACGAGUUCAACCUUGAUUAUGAAGAGAUGAUUAAAGUCAGGAAGGAAAUCCCUGUUGAUGACGCAAUGAAAAAUGAACUUGUCAAGACUAUUAAUCACUGCAAGAAAUUCACGAAAUGCUUGCCCCUCGAGGACUCAGGUUCCCCAAUGCCCAAGAAACUCCAGGAGAUCGUCGUCUUUGCGAAGUGCGAGAAAAAGGCGCGGCUGAAGGCUUGCAUGAAGCUCGACCUCCAGAAGCACCUCGCCGAGUUCGACCUCUCCGACUUCAGUGAGGCUGGAGAGGCAAGCGAGGGGGAGAAGGCCGAGAAGCUGCUGCAUCUCCUGUGGGGCUUUGAUAACAAGGAUGAUUUCCAGCUGUAUUGAGGAUGGGAGUGAAGUCAAGAGGAAAAGGGAGGGAGGUAAAAGGAGGAGGAGUGGAAGAGAAAUGUGAUAGGAAGAGAGGAUUUAAAAAAAAAGAAGAAGGAGAGAGAGAGGAAGAUGAAAGGGUGUAAUUGGAAGAAAACAGAAGGAUAAGGAAGAAAUGAUAUUCUUUCCUUCCUUCUCUUUAUUGGUUAUUAUGUUAUUAUACCAAUUCGAUAAGAUAGUCUGAGGAUAAUAAAUUGUUGAAAAAUUA
This is a messenger RNA of Penaeus indicus, 1085 nucleotides long. RefSeq lists its product as uncharacterized. The transcript is spliced from 7 exons. NCBI's taxonomy places the organism in Eukaryota, Metazoa, Arthropoda, Malacostraca, Decapoda, Penaeidae. Gene Ontology annotation, molecular function: odorant binding. The coding region runs from base 20 to 835 and encodes 271 amino acids. The record is from RefSeq and is a predicted model, not a curated record.